This is a messenger RNA of Exaiptasia diaphana, 2757 nucleotides long. RefSeq lists its product as uncharacterized. The transcript has 23 exons. Lineage: Eukaryota; Metazoa; Cnidaria; Anthozoa; Actiniaria; Aiptasiidae. Gene Ontology annotation, biological process: proteolysis. The record is from RefSeq and is a predicted model, not a curated record. The coding region runs from base 1 to 2757 and encodes 918 amino acids. Gene Ontology annotation, molecular function: metalloendopeptidase activity.
AUGUUUCAGUGGGAUUUUGGCAGCAUUAUCGGACCAUACAUCGUCGUUGGUCACGAAAUGGGUCACAACUUCAAUUUUCCUCAUUCGUACGACACCAAACGGUGCUAUUGUUAUUCACCGAAAGGAUGCAUGAUGCAAUAUUAUCCAAGUCCAAAGAUCGUUGGCUUCACGAAUUGCAGUCUCAACGCUUUGAAAAGUAUCAACGACAGGUGUUUAUACAAUGUGCCAACCAAGGCAAUCAAUUCUUACUGUGGUAAUGGCAUACGUGAAGGCGACGAAGAGUGCGAUUGUGGAACACCAGAGAUGUGUAGAGAAAAAGAUUCUUGUUGCCUGCCACAUGAUUGCCGACUGAAAACCUCAGCUACGUGCAGUGACCUUCAUCACUCCUGUUGUAAAGAUUGUCAGUUCAAGAAACAAGGCACACUAUGCAGAGCUGUCAAAACAGACUGUGAUGUUCCUGAAUACUUUCGAUCUCAUGACAAAUGCGAUCAAAAAUACCAGGAAUUUCGACUGGACGCUAACGGAGUCCUAUGGCAUGAGUGUAGUCAACGUCGUGUUUGUCCAGAGAGUGAAACACCAUCCAACAGCGAUAGACUGGUGAUCAGUAGCACGUGCAAGGACGAUAAUUCCAAGUUUGUGAGAACACCAGGAAACUCCUUAAAACAUGUCAAGAGCGGCAAGUGUAUCCAUCCAAGAGGGGGCAGGCCUGGUGAUGGUCGUAAACUUGUACUCUACGAUGGAUGUGACGUAACUCGGCUUGAAAUAUGGUUUAUCAAACCUGAUUGUAUUCGUCCGCUUGGUAUUCAAGACGGAACAAUAAGCGACAGUCAGAUUACCGCUACGUCUUACAGAUCAAACGACAAACCAUUCUACGCACGGCUGCAUAAUGGAAGCUACUGGUGUACUCGACACAAUGAUAAAAACCAACAUCUACAGAUCGAUCUUGGCAAGACGAUGAGGAUAACAAGAGUUGCAACUCAAGGGCGUGGCACCUGGUGGUAUGAUUGGGUGACGGGAUACUAUCUGUCCUACAGUCAAGAUGGUCAGCGGUGGACAGGAUACAGUGAAAGUGGUGAUAAGAAUCACUCAAAUUCGUACUGCUAUCUUGGAAAGUGCGCCGAAACACGUGACACUGAGUGCAGAGAUCUCUGGGGACCGGCCACUGAUAGUGCUUCUCAAGCAUGCUGGAAUACCCUUAACACAGAGGCUAAAGGUUAUGGAACCUGUGACGCGGCGUCCAACUCAACCUGUGCCAUAGAGGAUGUGUUUUGCGGUCAACUUCAAUGCUCAUCCCAAGCAAACAGGCCGGUAAUUGACUACGGACAAAGCUACAAGAAGAUUGUAAUGCAAGACUCCUCCAAAUGCAGUGGAGCUAUUCUUAAGCAGACAGACAAUGUCGGUCAGGGAAUGGUUAGGGAUGGUACGAAAUGCGGCGAUAAGAAGAUGUGCAUGAAGUCAAAAUGCAGGACUUUUCAAGAGUUAAAUAUCAAAUCCUGUCCAGUAAUCGACGGCUAUGAAUGCAGUGGAAGAGGGGUCUGCACAAGCUCUGGAGUGUGUCAUUGCUAUGGAGGAUACGACCCUAAAACUCACUGCAAAAAAGCUCUGCUUCCAAUCAAUGGUGGAUUCAGUGACUGGACRACGUGGAGUAAGUGCAGCGAAGCGUGUGGCACUGGAAAGCAGUAUCGCUAUCGCCGAUGUAGUAAUCCAUUUCCAAAGCAUGGUGGGAAUGAUUGCAAGGGAGAAAGAAAACAAAGUCAGCCGUGUAAUACUGACGCUUGCCUAAAGGCACAUUCGUGCCGUGAUCUCCAAGCCAUCACAAAAGCAAAGAAUCAAAUCUACUCCGACGGAGUAUACGCAAUCUACCCACAAGGCUUUUCGAAACCUCCCAUCCAAGCAUAUUGUGACAUGUCACGUGAUGGUGGAGGAUGGACUCUAUUGGUCACUAGUAAGACAAACACGUGGAAAAACACUACUAUUUUACUUAGGAACCAGGACUCCCKGUCCUUAUCAGCUGACUACUCGAUAUUGAAAUACGCUGAUUACAUCAAGGACGACAUCAAUGUUGCUGGCGAUAACGCUGAAUAUCGUCUGGAGGCGGAAACACGAGGUCAUUGGGGWGGAAUWUGGCAYUURCCUKGAAAAUACACGUURGUUUCCAAMACAAACAAACAAACUGAUGUCCGUCUGACYAAYAAAUURGAUGACUGGGACUAUCGUGACAGUGGAGUUGAAAAACGAAUGCCUUGGGUAAAGGAUGCAAGACUAACAACUUCAUCAUAUGCUUACUCAAACUGGUGGGGUACUAUAGCUGCCGACAGCACAGCUUACCAUCCAGCCCCAUGGAUGAAUGGUCACAUGACAGAGAAGAACCCUAACGUCAUUUGGUACUGGAUGCGUGAGGGUCCCCGSAUAUACCCAAGAUCUUGCAUGGAAGUGCUGACACGUAUGCAUAAGCAUAAACUUGGCAUCAAAAACGGUGUUUACACCAUCAAACCCCCUGGUAAACAACCAAUCAAGACGUACUGUGACCUGACAAGUCGUGGUGGUGGAUGGACUCUGUUGGUUACAAGCAAAACACACCAAGGAUGGACGCUUGACAAUAUCAUAUCUAGAAAUGUAAAACAGCCUUCCUUGAACGAUGAUUACUCUAUUCUUGGUGCUGCUGAUGCUAUCAAAAACUUCGACAAAUCUCAGGACUUUUUCCAGUAUCGCAUCGAAGCGGAUGGCGUUAACCAGUUCGGCGGCGUGYACGAUUAG